AUGGUGGGCUCAGGGGGAAGAGAGAGGAGCAAAGAGGCUGUUGGGAUGAUGGCCCUUCACAAGGCCCUUAGAAGCGUCUGCUUAAACACCGACUGGAUUUACUCUGUUUUCUGGACUAUUCGCCCUCGCCCGAGAGUUAGAGGUGGCAAUGGCUGCAAAGUUGGAGACGAUAAUGGCAGCUUAAUGUUGAUGUGGGAAGAUGGGUUCUGCAGAGAGUGUUUGGAUGAGAGAAUGAAUGGUGGUGAAGAAGACCCUGUCAGAAAAUCCUUCAGCAAAAUGUCCAUUCAGUUGUAUAAUUAUGGAGAAGGGUUGAUGGGAAAAGUAGCUUCUGAUAAAUGCCACAAAUGGGUGUUCAAAGAGCCAGAAGAAUGUGAACCAAACAUUUCCAACUAUUGGCAGAGCUCAUUUGAUGCUCUACCUCCAGAGUGGAAUGAACAGUUUGAAUCAGGGAUUCAGACUAUAGCUGUUAUUCAAGCUGGGCAUGGCCUUCUCCAACUUGGUUCCUGCAAGAUUAUACCAGAAGACCUGCAUUUUGUCCUGAGAAUGAGACACACAUUCGAGUCCUUGGGCUACCAAUCCGGGCUCUACCUGUCCCAGAUCUUCUCGUCAACCCGGCCCGCAAUGCCCAUCCGCCCACCCCCUCCCCUCUUCAAUUGGGCCUCGAGGCCCGUCUCCUCAAGCCCACCGAUGCUUGCACCCCCGGCCUUCCAAAGCCCGGCCCGGAUCCAGAUGGAGAGGCCCAUUAUGGCUGACCAUGAGAAUAAUGACAUCAAGUGGCCCAACGGGCUCUCUUUCUUCAGCGCCCUCACGGGCCGGGCCGAUGAGGCCAAGCUCUUGAGUUUAACGUUGCCCGAGCAAAUGGCGACCUCGAAUUCAGUGGGCCAUCGCGGGCCCAAUUCGGGGGAGUUUAUGAAUGAAGGAGGAUUGUACUCGGAUGUUAUGGAGACUUUCUUGGAGUGA
Messenger RNA from Striga hermonthica, 960 nucleotides. The record is from the annotation of a GenBank genome assembly. NCBI's taxonomy places the organism in Eukaryota, Viridiplantae, Streptophyta, Magnoliopsida, Lamiales, Orobanchaceae.